This is a messenger RNA of Branchiostoma floridae (Florida lancelet), 670 nucleotides long. RefSeq lists its product as uncharacterized. The coding region runs from base 120 to 488 and encodes 122 amino acids. NCBI's taxonomy places the organism in Eukaryota, Metazoa, Chordata, Leptocardii, Amphioxiformes, Branchiostomatidae. The transcript has 2 exons. The record is from RefSeq and is a predicted model, not a curated record.
AGCUGAUAGCCCUGCUCUUAUCUCGGGUAGUUAGGGAGAUUGGCUGUUUGUUUUCGCAGAUAUAGGGAGACUGGGAUCUUGUCUGACGUCCGGACACUACAGGCUACAGCCGAACGAACAUGUCGCCGCACAUCCCCGGGAAGACCAUGGUGGCUCUCCUCCUCAUUCUUGCUGCGGUGGCCUCCGAGUCACGGUUUGCCCACAAACUUCCUAGUUUUCCAGGACUACAGCAGACAUCAGGCCCAUACGGCCCCAGGGAGCCCGCCACCACACCACUACGCUCCUUCACACAGGAAAGUCGGUGGCAGCCGUGGAAGCCGGCCGGUGUCGUCCAGACCAGCGAAGGGUCUUCGGCAGGCUUCGGACUGCUGCACGAGUGGUUCCGAAUCGGCUCGAAGAGGUCUGGGGGAGCCUGGGUGGCGGACACGAACAUGGACGAUAUCUCCCCCAAUAUGUUCAGCCUCCACGGGAAAAGAAAUGUCUCCUAACACUGUUAUUCCCCUCCCUAUACCUCAGAUAAAGCUCGUCACUGACUUUAUGAUUCUAUUUAACUGAGCACAAACAGCGUGCCUGGAGCACAUACUGCACUAAUAUGGAGUUCGUAAGGAAAUCCACCGUUGGCCAACUAUAUUGGCAAUUUCAAAAAAUAAAAUUUCCAGAAAAAAAGGAA